CGCCAUGCAUGCGGCAUGUUGCUGCCGGACCAGACGUACGAGGGUGCCUCGGCCACCACCCCCUCCUCCGUCCCCACCGCCUCCCCCACAUUGGCACCGCUGGCAGCGCUGCUGCGUUCGCAUCACGUACGCCCAGACUUCUUCUGCACAUACCGGUCACGACAGAUUCACACACAUAGACAGACGUCGGUGGGUCAAGAGAAGAAAGAGGAGACGCUGGAGGAUCCCGGUGAGCGGCGUCAGACGGUGCACCGACCGCGUCGCGUGCGCUCUCAACGCCUCGACGCAUCUUCGUCGAACGAAGCGGUGCACCUCCAGCGGCGGCUGCUAAGCCUCAGCUCGGAGCUGGUCACCCUCCGUAAUCAUCUACACGUUGGCGGAGCGAGCGGUGGCGGAGCGGGCGCCGCUGGAGCUGCUGGCACCGCCGCCAGCGGUACUUCGUCCAGCGGCUCGCAGCCCGCAGUGCCCCCUCGCGCUCCAUUGUUACUUCCACCACCGGCACCUGCGCCUCCAUUGCAGCCUCACCACCCUCCGCCGCCUCCACCAGAGGCGAGAUGGCGGGCGGGCAGCGGAAGCGGGACCGCCACGGCGAGCGCAUGCGCGAGCGCGGGCGUCGGAGCGGGCGCGGGUACCGACGUGGACGACCUCAUCCACCUGCGAGGCCCGCUCACCGAGGACGCCGUAGUGCGAGCACUUCAGGCGCGAUUCUAUCAAAAUAAAUUCUACACGUCCGUGGGGCCGAUACUCAUCGCGAUGAACGCGUACACGGACGCCGGCAACGCGCUGACGCCGGGCGCGGCGCGCGCGCAGCGGCCCGAGCUGGCGCGCCUCGUGCACGACGCCGUGCGCCACCAGGCCGACACCGGCUGUCCGCAGGCCAUCAUACUGUCAGGUGUAUCGGGUUCGGGUAAGACGUACGCGUCGAUGGUGCUGCUUCGGCGACUAUUCGACGUGGCGGGCGGCGGGCCGGAGACCGACGCCUUCAAGCAUCUGGCGGCCGCCUUCACCGUCCUCCGCUCGCUCGGCACCGCCGCCACACACGCUAACUCGCAUUCCAGUAGGAUCGGUCAUUUCAUCGAGGUGCAGGUGACGGACGGUGCCCUGUACCGCACCAAGAUCCACUGCUACUUCCUGGACCAGACGCGCGUGGUGCGGCCGCCGGCGGGCGAGCGCAACUACCACAUCUUCUACCAGAUGCUGGCCGGCCUCACGACCGACGAGCGCUCGCAGCUACAUCUCGAUGGCUACACGGCGAACGACCUGCGUUAUUUGGCCUCUUCUCACCCACGACGACCCGAAGCCGAAGACGGGGCUCGGUUUCAUGCGUGGAAGAGCUGUCUCGGAGUCCUCGGUAUACCAUUCCUGGACGUACUGAGGGUGCUGGCCGCGGUGCUGCUGCUCGGCAACGUCCACUUCACUGACAACGCAGAGGGAACGGCGGAACCGAACGGAGAGGCGGAGUUGGUGGCGGCCGGCUCGCUGCUGGGCGUGGGCGCGGCGGCGCUGAUGCGCGGGCUGGGCACGCGCUGCGCGCCGCGCGCCGCCCGCGGACAGGCGCGCGCGCCCGCCAGCGCCGCCGCCGCCGCCGCCGCGCGCGACGCGCUCGCCAAGGCGCUCUACUGCCGCACAGUCGCCACCAUCGUGCGCCGCGCCAACUCGCUCAAGCGCCUCGGCUCCACGCUGGGCACCUUGUCUUCGGACUCCAACGAAUCCGACGCUGCGUCGCGACGCGCCUCGACGGCCGGCGGCGGCGCGCGCGGCCGUGCGGGCGCUCGCUCGAUGGCGGCGCUCAACGACGCCGUGCGUCACGCCACCGACGGCUUCGUCGGCAUCCUCGAUAUGUUCGGCUUCGAGGACGCCGGCCCGAGUCGGCUCGAACAUCUCUGCGCUAAUCUUUGCGCCGAAACGAUGCAACACUUCUACAAUACGCACGUUUUCAAGUCUUCGGCGGAGUCUUGUCGAGAGGAAGGAGUGACCGGUGCACUGGAAGUGGAGUACGUGGAUAACGUGCCUUGCAUCGACCUGGUGUCGUCGCUGCGCACGGGGCUGCUGGCCGCGCUCGACGUGGAGUGCGCCGCGCGCAACACGGCCGAGCAAUACGUCGCUCGCAUUAAAUCCGCUCAUAGAGGCCAUCCGAGAUUGGCGGAACCGAGACCGCCACAUCCUCGGCGCUUUGCUGUCAGACACUACGCGGGCGAGGUGACCUACGACGCUAGCGAUUUUCUGGAUGCGAAUCGCGACGCGGUACCCGACGAGUUGUUGGCCGCUUUCGAUACGAGGACUUGCGAGUUCGGUUUUGCAACACAUCUAUUCGGUGCCGAACUCAAGGCGCUGGCGGCGGCGGGCGGGCCGGCGGGCGCGCAGUUCCGCGCGUCCCCCACGGCGGGCGGCGCGGCCGUGGCGGCGGGCGCGCUGGGCGCCGCGCCCCCCGCGCCCUGCUCGCCCGCCGCGCCGCCCUCCACGCUCACGCAGGACUUCCACACGCGCCUCGACAACCUGCUGCGCACACUCGUCCAUGCGCGUCCGCACUUUGUGCGCUGUCUGCGAGCCAACUCGACGGAGACCCCCAUGCAUUUCGAUCGCCUCACGGUCGCACGACAGGUUCGCGCUUUGCAAAUUCUGGAAACCGUCCAACUCAUGGCCAGCGGAUACCCGCAUCGCAUGCGGUUUCGCGCGUUCAGCGGCCGCUACCGCGCGCUGUGGCGACGCAGCGCCAGCGGGGCGGACCGCGAGUCCGGCGCGGGCUGCGCUCGCGUGCUGCGCUCCGUGGCCGCCGCCGCCGCGCCCCCCGCGCCCGCCUCGCCCGCCGCAGUGCGCUGGGCGCUCGGCAAACGACACGUAUUUCUCAGCGAGGGAAUGCGACAGGUUUUGGAGCGCAUGAGGCGCGCUCGCCGGCAGGCGGCCGCCGAGCGCAUCCAGGCGGCGUGGCGGGCGCAGCGCGCACGUGCGGCGCGCGGCGCCCGUCCCGCCCCUCCCGCGCGGCGCCGCCCCGCGCCCAUCGCCGGCACUCCGCCGCCCGACCCCGCCGACAAGUGCGAUCCCCAACUCGUCAAACGGACCUGCUCGCUCUUCGGCCUCGACCUGGAGCGGCCGCCGCCGCUGCCGCCGUCGCGCGCGUACACGGUGGCGAACGGCGUGAAGCUGGGCUACCCGCAGCAGCGCACCGUGGCGGCGGACUGGGACGAGGCCGGCGUGCGGCUGCGCGUGGGCGACUGCGUGCUGGCGCUGGGCGCGGCGCGGCGCGGGCACGUGUCGGUGCAGGCGGGCGGGCGCACGGUGCCCGUGCCGCACGCCGUGCUGGGCCCGCCCCGCGCGCCGCGCCCCGCGCCGCCGCCGCCGCCCGCGCCCGCCUGAGCGGCCAGCCGGCGCCGUGGGACUGUGCCAAAUGGAAGAGCAUCGUCGGAGGCGGUCGGCCGGCGGUGGGGCGGCGAGGACGGUGCCUUCAGUGCGUGGGUGUACAUAGUAGUUAGGUAUUUAUGGGGUCGAGAGCUCGCCGCGUCCGCGCGUAGGGAGCAGUAUUACUUCGUAUUAGCUUAGACGUAAGAAAAUCGAUCCGCUCUGCCGUCGCCGUCGACCGCCUCUCUGCUGUGUCGUUUCCUCUGUGACGUUAAAAUGCACGGACGUUUUAAUUCCGAGCACGUUUCUGUAAAUACUGCAAGUACCGAUUUUUCCGCCUCUGAAAUUCAUUUCUCGAUAGAAUUACACGAUCGACGACGACUUGUCUUCCAUAUUAUUUACUUAUAUAUUACAUAUGUUUUACGGAAUGUGUUACUGCUUAUGAUGAAAUUAUUUCUGUUACCAUUUUAUGCAUAUAGAACAGUGGUUGAAUUUGUACUCCGAAUCGAAUAAAAGUUUAUACGAAUGUCUCAUAACAUUUGCAUAUUCACAAUUUGGAUAAUUAAGAGCUCAUUGCGAGAUGUCGCCAGGGAUAGGAGCGUGAACCUAAACUGGGCGUUGUGAGUUCUGGACUAUCUGUGUGCUUGUAUUUAUAAUUCUCAAACUCGACAUUAAAAAAGCGUCAAGAGAACCCCGCAAAUAUGUUGGAACAAAUGUUGAUUCAUGUCCACAGAGUUUUCGCCCAGUUGAGGGGAAUGUCGGGACAUAACCAUGAGUAUUUUAAGAGCUUCUUAACUGAGACAAAGAUACAAUGUAUUGCUGAUAAUCGAAAUGUAUUACCCUGAAGACAUAAUUUAAUUCUAUCGUUGUGGAGAUAACAGACUAUUUU
This is a messenger RNA of Vanessa atalanta (red admiral), 4225 nucleotides long. RefSeq names its product unconventional myosin-IXb (gene dachs). Gene Ontology annotation, cellular component: actin cytoskeleton; vesicle; myosin complex. The record is from RefSeq and is a predicted model, not a curated record. The transcript has 16 exons. Gene Ontology annotation, biological process: actin filament organization; vesicle transport along actin filament. Bases 16 to 3354 code for a protein of 1112 amino acids. NCBI's taxonomy places the organism in Eukaryota, Metazoa, Arthropoda, Insecta, Lepidoptera, Nymphalidae. Gene Ontology annotation, molecular function: cytoskeletal motor activity; ATP binding; actin filament binding.